Molecule: messenger RNA, 615 nt
Organism: Caenorhabditis bovis
Lineage: Eukaryota; Metazoa; Nematoda; Chromadorea; Rhabditida; Rhabditidae
Source: the annotation of a GenBank genome assembly
AUGUUACGAGCACCGGCAGCCGAAAGAAACAAAAACGCAAUUCUCGACGUGUUGAGAAGAUUUCUAAAAUCUGGUAAUAAGGUUUUGGAAAUUGCCUCUGGAACAGGUCAACACAUCACUUAUUUUGGAGAAUCUUUGCCGAGUGUAACAUUUCAACCAUCCGAAUGUGAUUCAAGAAUGCUUCACAGCAUUGUAGGAUUUAUUGAAGAACAUAAACUGCCGAAUGUUCGUGUUCCACUUUACAUUAAUGUAGCCAAACGAUUUGAUCAAUGGGCUCUUCCUGGAGAUUACGGACCAAAAACAGUGGAUGUUGUGUUGAACAUAAAUAUGAUACAUAUUAGUUCGUCAAGGGCGGUUCAAGGAUUAUUUGAAGCUGCGGACAAUUUGCUAAAUGAUCAAAAUGGGCUUCUCAUAACUUAUGGACCCUAUAGCAUUGACGGCGUUAUAUCCCCAAAAUCGAAUGUGGAUUUUGAUUAUGGUCUUCGAUGUCAAAAUGCGGAUUGGGGAUUGAGAGAUACAAAACAUUUAGAAACGCUUGCUACUGAAGCAAACCUUCAUCUUGCUGAGAAAAUCGAGAUGCCAGCUAAUAAUUGGAUGCUCAUUUUUUCGCGAUAA